GUAGAACACGUACUCUAACGCACAGUAAAUUCAUUCAAUCGACUUCCCGCAUAAAUAAAUAAAUAAAUAAAUAAAGUAAAAAUAGUAAUAAAAAACCCGACGUGAUUACUUUUCGCCCCUGCAGAAAAGAAGUUUGGCUGCACACGUCAGUUUAAAGACAAUGAGCUCCACCGGUGCGUUUGUGUGUGUUCGAUUCUCUGUAGCAACCAGCAAAACACCGCGGGAAGGCGACCUGCUUCAACAGGAUCAGCAUGGAGACAUACCCCCUGAAAUUUAGCAAAGUUCUAGUGACAACCGAUCCACAUUACAUACCGGGGUAUGCAGGGUAUUGCCCACAGCUUAAGUUUAAUAUGGGAAAAUCCUACGGUCGGCUCACAUCCGAGCUGCUGACCAGUCCUGAUGUGAAACACUCCGAUCAUCUGGUCCUUCACACGGGUCGUGUCCCCUUCACUGACACAUCUGACACAGCUGCUCUGACACUGAGAAGCAUCUCUGACAGUAACUUGAAGAAGGUGAUACCAGGAUACACAGGCUUCAUUCCAAGAAGUCAGAACUACUUUUCCUGCAGCUACUCUGAAACAUGCCGCAAAGCGCUGACUGAGUUUUACCUGGAAAGGCGUACAAAGACCCGACAGCAAUCAACAGACCUGCCACUUGUUGUCAACCAUGCAAAUCAACAGUCUUUAAGACCAAAAUGCCCCCAGACACCAAUCACCUACAAGCCGUCGAAGUCCUUCACCCCCAUCGGAAAACCAUAUUUCUUGGAAGAUGAUAAUCCGCACAAGUACUUUAUCUCAGGAUUUACAGGACACGUUCCAAAAUCUCGUUUCCUAAUCGGCAAAGGUUACCCCAUCACCACCAACCAGGCACUGAUCCAGUUUGGAAAGCAGCAGCGGAGUGACCCCACGUCCCAAGAAAUCCCAGGGAGGAAGGAUAGUACAACACCACCCAUGCCCACUAUCUAUCCAUCAAACAGAGGUGUGGUGCCAUCAUUUACAGGACACAUCCCAGGAUACAAGUUCAUGUAUGGACAUACCUUUGGUCAACUUUCCCAGAAUGCACUGGAAAAGAGCGGCAUCAAGAAGAUCCUUAGAGAACAGUCAUAAAAUCAUUAUAUACCUCAAUAAAAUGAUCAUUACUGGC
Toxotes jaculatrix (banded archerfish) is the source of this 1143-nucleotide messenger RNA. It is a transcript of the gene cimip2b, whose product is annotated as family with sequence similarity 166 member B. The record is from RefSeq and is a predicted model, not a curated record. NCBI's taxonomy places the organism in Eukaryota, Metazoa, Chordata, Actinopteri, Toxotidae. Bases 252 to 1106 code for a protein of 284 amino acids. The transcript is spliced from 6 exons.